CUCCAACCCCACCAACCCCAUCACCAUCACCAACCCCACCACCCGCCAUGGCCAGUCACGGAAUUAGUCGUACGGAGUAUCACAAGUCACGGAAUGAGGAGGUAAAAGAGAAAGAACGCAAGAAGCUCAAAGACUAUCGGGCUCUCGUCGAAGAGACACAGCAGAAGAGAUCCUCUAACGACUACACCCCAGCCGCUCUCGAGCUCACCUCGAAAGUCUUAAAAAUAAACCCUGAGUUCUACACGAUAUGGAACUACCGCCGGCAAAUCCUCCUCCACACGCACCUUGCGCAGAGCGUAAACACCGAUGAUGCGGAUCCACAGGACACAGCUCGACUGGUAGCUCAGCUGAAGGAGGAGCUAGGGUUCCUCAUACCGCUGCUAAUGGCAUACCCGAAAUGCUAUUGGAUCUGGAACCACCGACUGUGGACUCUACAGCAAGCGGGUACACUCCUGAAGCCGGCGGAUGCUACGAGGUUCUGGGCCAAGGAGAUGGACCUCGUAGGUGUCAUGUUGACGAGGGAUAUGCGGAACUUCCAUGGCUGGUUUUACCGCCGGAUUGUAGUUGCGAAUAUCGAGAAUCCGGCCGAGGGCGGGUAUAAGAGCAUGGUGAAGGAGGAAUUCGAGUACACGAAGAGGAUGGUUCGUGGUGUGGGUGGAAUGACGAACUACUCGGCAUGGCAUCAGAGGGGGGCUCUGUACCCCCGGCUUCUUGCAGAGGAAAACAAGGAUGAGCAGGAGAGGAUGGACGUCCUGGAGGAUGAGCUUGAAUUGCUGCAGAGCGCUAUUACAACGGAUCCGGAGGAUCAAAGUCUGUGGUAUUAUCAUCGAUGGCUGGUGUCGGCGAGGGACGAAACUUCGAUCGCACCAAAGAUGCCCCGGGGAACGAGGAUAGCCUUGGUGGAGCAUGAACUCGAGUGGUUGAAGGAUCUAUUGGGAGAGCACUCUGACUCCAGAUAUAUCUUGAAAGCUCUGGUGCUAUAUGUACAACUACUUCAGGGGCUGAGGAAAGAACCCCGUGAUGAAGAUGACGACGAGAAUGAGGAGGAAGUAGACGAGGCGGCAGAAAACCAGCAAAUACUGGAAUGGCUAGAGUCAUUGGAGUCGCUCGAUCCAAUGAGGAAAGGCAGGUAUAUCGAUUUAGGGAAACGGAUUCGAGGCACACAGUAGAGUUAUUUAUUUUCCGAGUCCAGUAGUUGCAGCAAUCUUCUCUUCUUGGAAAGGGAAGUACGCCACCAAAGCUUUUGAUAGGGCGAAAGGAGGGCACCUGCAGCGUAAAUCUUUUGUGCUACGCUUUCCUUUAUGCUCUCCAGCAAGAGUCUAAAAUAGAUCAUGAUUCUCUGUGGGAGAUACUCAUUCAUCGCCGGUUGACACUUUGCAUGCAACCUGCGUGGCGUUUGCAGCCUCGAGAUUUGCAUCCCCUCACUGUCACAGGCUCACAGCUGGCAGUUUAUAACCUCAAUGUCCCAUGCUUCACAC
Molecule: messenger RNA, 1478 nt
Organism: Tricharina praecox
Lineage: Eukaryota; Fungi; Ascomycota; Pezizomycetes; Pezizales; Pyronemataceae
Exons: 6
Coding region: 48-1169 (373 amino acids)
Biological process (GO): protein geranylgeranylation
Cellular component (GO): Rab-protein geranylgeranyltransferase complex; cytoplasm
Molecular function (GO): Rab geranylgeranyltransferase activity
Source: RefSeq, a predicted model, not a curated record